Helicoverpa zea (corn earworm) is the source of this 1173-nucleotide messenger RNA. RefSeq names its product low choriolytic enzyme-like. The transcript has 6 exons. The record is from RefSeq and is a predicted model, not a curated record. Bases 3 to 1097 code for a protein of 364 amino acids. Gene Ontology annotation, molecular function: metalloendopeptidase activity; zinc ion binding. Gene Ontology annotation, biological process: proteolysis. NCBI's taxonomy places the organism in Eukaryota, Metazoa, Arthropoda, Insecta, Lepidoptera, Noctuidae.
CGAUGAUAGGCAUAAUUCAUUCAAUAAUUAAGAUGUGGUCCGCUAUAGUGGUGCUGUCGCUGGUUGGGUGUGCGGUGGCUGGUCCUCCUGUCACCAGGUCCAGGAAGGACAUUGAGGGGUUCAGGGCUUAUCUGGAGAGGAGCAGGACAGAUGAUGGACUUCGCCUUGAAUCCCGUAUGCUCCUCAACCCUAAAGCCUCCGCGUGGGAGAACAGCGGCAAGUUCCAGGGUGACAUCCUCCUCACUGAUAAGCAAGCUGAAGUUCUGAUCCAGCAGUAUGCUGGAGUUGGAGCCAGGAACGCCUUCAUGUGGCCUAACACCAAGUGGCCCCGCAAUACCGUUGUCUAUGAGAUCAACAAUGAGUUCACUCAAGCCCAAGUACAAGCCAUUCGCGCCUCGAUGGCAGAGAUCGAGGAGCAUACCUGCAUUCGAUUCCGACGCAAAACGCGUUUCGACCGCAACUACGUUCUAGUGACUGGCAGACCUGACGGCUGCUACGCCACCGCGGGUUACCAUGAGGACAUGGGCAUGCACACCAUGAACAUUGGCAAAGCCAACCCUGGCGAGGGCUGCUUCAUCAACGCCAUCAUCAUUCACGAGUGGCUCCAUAUCAUCGGCUUCUUACACUUGCAUUCUACCCACGAUAGGGACGACUACGUUCAUAUACUGUGGGAGAACAUGGUAGAAGGUGGUGAUUACAAUUACGAAAAGUUCGACACCGACAUGGUAAAUAACAUGGAAGUGCCCUAUGAGUACGCUAGCACCAUGCACUAUGAUAGAUACGGCUUCACCGCCAACGGAAGACCUACAAUGUUGCCUAUCUAUAAUGACGACGGCCUCAUGGGUCAGGUAGAUUACGUGACGGAGUGGGACUGGCUGAGAGUUAACAGGCACUACAACUGUCCCUGGGCCUGGGAAACUCCCGUAUAUGCUGAUGAACUCUCACAGGGAAGAGCAAAUCAUGCUGCACUCGAGAAAAUGUCACAAGGAGAUGUUGAUGAAGAUUUACCUCAAGAAGAAGUACUCGCUGCUGAUAUGCCUCAAGAUUUUGAAGCUGAAAAAGUAUCUGUAGUCGAGGAAGCGCCUCAGGACCAAUAAAAACAGGCUGUAGGAAUUGAUUCACUGACUAAAUUAUGAAGCAAAAUGUUGAAAAUAUAUUUAUACAAAAAUGGCA